UGUGAUAGUAUAGCAUAGGAUGACCAUCUUAUUGCAAUUCAGUCUAUAGAUUAUUAUAAUAUGUUCACUCUAUGUAGUCGUAUGGGUAGUGAUGACGAAAAAUAUAUACUGUUGUCAGCCAUUGGAAGUACUGAUGCUUAGGGUUAAGGUUGCCAUCAAUUGGUUGGCCGUAUGUGUGGAUUGACUGUCGAGUCGACUCCAGUGUAGUUAGUGUUUGUCAUUACUGUAUGUUAUGUAUGUGUUUGUGUAAUACUGUGUAUUAUAUGACUGUUAUGUGUGUAUGUGUUGUGUAUUAAUAUUUACCUCAAAAAUAAUGAUCACUUGAAUUGUCUAAUACUUCACACUUAAUACUAAACACUAAACAUAAGAUCGACUGUAAUAACAAUAUUUGUUGUGAUAUUUUGUAGACAAACAGCAAACCAGUGAUUAACAGAUAAUUACAUAAUAUUAUUGAAACCAAUUGGAUGUGACUAUCAGUGAUAUGAACUAAUUUCAUACAAAUUGACCACUGAUUGUCAUUAUAUAUGAUAUGAUAUGAUAUAUACCUAUAUAUCAUAGUAUAAUGUCUAAUAUCUUACGUUUUUUAGUGUUGUUUGUGGUGAUCAACAACUUAUAUAAAAGUCCUCAAAAAUAUUUAUUUAUGUCUUAAUGAAGAAGAGUUAGUGAUGGCCAGUGCUAAGGCUGGUGUACAUGUGGUCAAACUGAAGCCCAUUUCAGUACCAAUUAAACUACAAAAUGGUACAAAAUUUAUGAAAUGGGACGACGACUCGGGUGUGGGAACACCGGUCACACUACGGGUCGACAAAAAAGGUUUUUUCUUGUACUGGACGGACCAAUACAAGGAAACGGAGUUUCUUGAGAUCUCGAGUAUACGCGAUACACGAACCGGAAGAUUUGCAAAAUUACCGCGAAAUGAAGGAAAACUUAAGGAUUCAUUGAUUCUGGGAAGUGCUGACGUACCUCUUGAGGACAAGACUGUCACUGUUGUCUAUGGACCUGAUCUCGUAAAUGUCAAUUUCAUCAACUUUUGCUGUCACAGCAAAGAGAUGGCUCAUGAAUGGUGUGAUGAGUUGCUUAAAAUGGCUUAUAAUAUACUGGCCAUCAAUGCCUCCGUUCAUACAUUCCUCGAGAAGGCUUACACUAAGAUGCUUCUGAUGACUGACAGAGAGGGCAAACUUCCCAUCAAAAAUAUCAUCAAAAUGUUUGCGACACAAAAGGAUGACAAGAAAAGAGUGGAAAAGGCAUUAGAAUUGUGUGGACUUCCCUUUGGAAAGAAUGAUACCAUACUUACAGACAACUUCUCAAUGGAUGUCUUCUUGACUUUCUAUCAAAAUCUUGUCGGAAGGUCUGAAGUGAAGAAAAUUUUUGAGCACUUGUGCGGAUUGGAUGGUUUGUCGAGCAAUAAAAAGAAAUAUAUGACAAUCGAUCAAUUAGUGGAUUUCCUUAAUAAAGAGCAACGGGACCCGAGACUCAAUGAGAUACUAUACCCUUACGCUGAUAGGAAUCGCUGCCGAGAUAUCAUUGAACAGUACGAACCCAAUAAAACUAACGCUCAAAAAGGUUUGCUUUCAUUUGAGGGCUUUUCUCGGUAUUUAAUGAGUGAUGACAACACUAUCGUCGCACCCGAAAAAUUUGAUCUCAACUCCGAUAUGGACCAACCUCUCAGUCAUUACUUUAUUAAUUCAAGUCAUAACACAUAUCUUACUGGUCAUCAAUUGACUGGCAAGUCCUCUGUUGAAGUCUAUCGACAAUGUCUUUUAGCCGGUUGUCGCUGUAUUGAACUCGACUGUUGGAAUGGCAAGAACUCAGAUGAAGAACCUAUUAUAACUCAUGGUUAUACUGUAGUCACUGAUAUUCCUCUUCUCGAAGUAUUGGAAGCUAUCAAUGAAAGUGCGUUCAAGACAUCAGCAUAUCCGGUGAUUUUAUCAUUUGAAAACCAUUGUUCCCCUAAACAACAGGCAAAGAUGGCAAACUAUUGUCGCAAAAUAUUUGCGGAACAACUUAUUACAGAACCACUUUCAACAAACCCACUAAAACCGUCAUCGGCAUUGCCCUCUCCUAACCUAUUAUUAAGAAAAAUUAUAAUUAAAAAUAAGAAAAAACAUCACAUAAGAAACAGAAAAGCCAGGAAUCAACAGAUUCUUCUAGAGGAACAAGAAUCACAGCAAUUGCAGCAAUUACAACAAUUACAACAAUUACARCAAUUACAGCAAUUACAACAAUUACAACAAUUGCAACAAAURCAACAAAUGCAACAAAUGCAACAAUUACAACAAUUACAACAAUUAGAGUCAAACACUAAUACAGUUGCAAUACCAUCUACACCUGAGCGCCGUCCCACUCUUGUAACGAGUAAUAGUGAUGAGAGUAGUAGUCAUAUCGACAAUGAGGAYAGUUGUCAUCUGAAUGGUACUGAAGACACCAAUCAAAAUGCCGCCAAAAGCGUCAGCUGUGAUAUCGAUGAGAUUGACUCAGACUCGAGUAUAGAUGAUGACGAUGUGCCGCCACCUGAGGAAGUGAUGGAAGUACAGGGAACUGCCAGUAAAGAGUCGGAAGCGGGCGCUGAGAUGUCUGCCUUAGUUAUCUACGUACAGCCCGUGCGCUUCCAUUCAUUUGAAUACGCAGAAAAAAGAGACCGUAGUUUUGAAGUGUCAUCUUUUGUCGAAACACAGGCCACCAGUUUGUUAAAGGAAAGACCCGUAGAGUUUGUUAAUUUUAAUAAAAGACAAUUGAGUCGAAUCUAUCCGAAGGGUACAAGAGUUGACUCAAGUAAUUAUAUGCCACAAGUUUUCUGGAACGCCGGCUGUCAGAUGGUUGCCCUUAACUUUCAAACAUUAGAUCUGGGAAUGCAAUUAAAUUUAGGAAUAUUUGAAUAUAACGGCAGAAGUGGUUUCUUAUURAAACCAGAUUUUAUGCGACGUCAGGACAGAAAGUUCGAUCCAUUUACUGAAUCCACAGUCGAUGGCAUUAUUGCCGGAACCGUUACUAUUAAAAUCAUUUCGGGUCAAUUUUUAUCAGAUAAAAGAGUUGGUACUUUUGUUGAGGUCGAUAUGUAUGGACUACCCGCUGAUACAGUGCGUCGAAAGAGAACUAAAACGGUUACUGCAAAUGGCAUUAAUCCUGUCUAUGAUGAGGAACCGUUUGUUUUUAAGAAAGUAGUUCUACCAGAACUGGCUUGUCUUAGAAUUGCUGUAUUUGAAGAAAAUAAUCGAUUUAUUGGCACAAGAGUUCUUCCAGUAGUUGGUCUACGACCGGGUUUUAGACACAUUUCAUUGCGCAAUGAAUCGGGUCAACCAUUAACAAUGCCCACACUUUUUGUACACAUAACAGUCAAGGACUAUGUUCCCGACGGUCUUUCAGAAUUGGCCGAUGCAUUGGCCAAUCCUAUUGCCUAUCAAUCAAUGGUAGAGAAACAUGCGAAGCAGUUGUUGGCACUAACGGAUGAAAUUGAUGACACYGUUUCUAAUUCUCAAACAGACACUUCUUAUAAAGUUACUGUAAACGCAUCACCUGAACACCAAAUGCUUGCCAGAAGAUACACUUCUGAUGAAGAGAAGAAACCAAAUAAGAUUUCCAUUUCUAAAGAAUCAAAUGAUUUGAGUUCUACUACUAAUACAGUCGACUCUGCAAACGGCAGUUUCCAUAAACCUGUGAUGACCGCACUUUCCAAUACAUCUUCACCUGUCCAUAGGGUAUCUGCAUCACCACUACUAAGACAGGAUACACUUAACAAACGUCUUAAUCAGUCUAUAAGAAGUCUUUCAGACGACGGCACGAUUGAAAAGCCGUCGUCAUUAUUAGAGUCGACUGAAGCCAAUAUAAACGCUGAAUCGUUGGAUAAAAUUAAAGAACACAAAAUGGUUCAAAAAGUGAUGAAUAAAAUUGAAAAAGAUUUGGUGUCCGUCCGCAAGAAAUAUGAUAAACUUAAAGAUAAGAAAAGAGAAUUAGUUGAACAAGAAGAGGAACGCAUAACACAGGCACAGGAGAAACAUAAGACUGCUUGGGUUAAGUCACACUCAAAACUGUCUAAGAAGUCAUCAUCAGCUGAUGGAGUCUUUGCUUGUCUUUUCCCAUUCUCGUUAUGUCCUCUAUUGCACUGUCAUUUCCACCAAUUGUUCCGUCAAUCCCAUGAAUCCCACAAAUCCUGCUAUCUUAGGCCGUCACGAACUAGAAGACAAAGUUUGCAAUUCUUGUCUAUGCCAUCCUAUAGGCACCUCAUGAAGAGGAGGAGUGAAGUGGACCUCCAAAGUGUUCUUAACGAACAUCAGAGCAAAAUUGAAGAAUUACACCGCAAUUAUUCUCAAACAAUGUUAAGCCUUAAUCAGGAACAGUACAAAACAGAACUUGAACUCUACGAUAARUACCACGAACAGGUCUGUACUUCAAUUGAAAAAGCAAUCCAUGUUUCUCAGUCAGCCCAACAACAACAUCUUCAAACACUUCACGAUCAAGAAGUUAAUUCACUGAUGAAGAGAUUGGAAGCGCAAAACAAAGAGGAGUUAUUGACAUUAAGUAAGAAACACAAAGACAAGAAUGAAUUGGCGCGUAUCAAACGGGAACUCCAACAGAAACUCAUCGAACAGGCAGUCGCUGAAAGACAACGAUUUAGUUGUUUACUCGAUAAACGAAAGACUGAACUCGAAGCACGACAUGAAGUGGUCAGAAAAAAAUUCGAAGAAGAAAAACAUCUAAUUCUUGAAAAAAGAAGAACUGAAUACGAAGAGAARUGUCAAUUCUUAGUUAAACAAUUAGAGUUAAAUCCUAUAUUAUUUACAUCAUCUUUGGCCACCACUUCUGGUUCUUUAACACAUAGUAUUCAAUCACACGAUUCAUCAACUGCUUUGUGAUGAUUAUUACUGGAAUUGAUGUCAUUUGAGUUGAAAUUGACAAAUGAUCUCUAAUUUGUUACAUUACAAGACUGACAACUAUCACUUGAUUUCUAGUCCAACACUUGCCUACAAUGGCAUAGAUUGGUAGUGCAAAUAAUAUGCUAUUACAGCAAUACAAUUAUUGUACAGUAUAUUGAGUGACACAACACUUGUAAGAUACAGAUUUAAUUAAUAUUCAAACCUAACGACACAUACAUUUCCAAUCUAUAAUAAUAGAAAUUAUUUAUAUAAUUAUUUAAAAAAGCAUCCAAUAAAUC
Oppia nitens is the source of this 5146-nucleotide messenger RNA. It is a transcript of the gene Plc21C, whose product is annotated as 1-phosphatidylinositol 4,5-bisphosphate phosphodiesterase classes I and II-like. Gene Ontology annotation, biological process: lipid catabolic process; phosphatidylinositol-mediated signaling. The record is from RefSeq and is a predicted model, not a curated record. The transcript has 11 exons. Lineage: Eukaryota; Metazoa; Arthropoda; Arachnida; Sarcoptiformes; Oppiidae. Bases 666 to 4847 code for a protein of 1393 amino acids. Gene Ontology annotation, molecular function: phosphatidylinositol-4,5-bisphosphate phospholipase C activity; calcium ion binding.